CAGACCGGAAGUAGGGCCCUGAGGGAGUUUGGUUACCAGGGCAACGUGGUGCCGUUGACUGCUGGAUGGAGACACGCCGAGGAGACGCUCCGGCCUUCUUCUUCUUCUUCUCUUUGCAUCCCUGAGAAGCAAUGGCGGCCGCCUCGCAGCUGAACGCCGUCCCCUCUGGAAAGAAGCCCCCCUUUGUUGUUGUGAACCCUCCCCGCUUGCUGGCCACGCACGUGGCCCGGCCAAAGUCCGCCAAGGGCCGCACCAGGCCACUCUUGACCUGCUCCUACGGUGCUUCCUCGUCCGUGCCGCCUUCUCCUGGGAGCCAUGCUGAAGAACCCCUUCGAGGUGGCCAGAGAGUGUCCACCCCGCAGGUCUUCCCCGUCGAGGUCCCCGACCUCCUGCAGCAAGUGCCUCUGCGCUCCUCCUCCUCCUUGAACAAGUACCGAGUGUUGCCUUCCAUCAGCAGGAAAGGCCUGAGGAACAGCGGGCCGGAAGGGGCGCCCGACCACACUGCCGGUGCCAGGAUGGAGAAGAAGGGAGAUUGUGCGUGUCGGGUCCAAGGGAGUGGCAGGGAACGCGACGCCGAGGAAGAGCCGGAGGAGCCCGGCGAAGGCGAGCCCCGGCUUCUCCUUGCCAUCCGCUCCCCGUCGGGCCGGCGCUUCGAGCGGCACUUCCGUCCUAGCGACAGCCUGCAAACCGUCCUGGCGGUGGCGGCACGGAGGAACUCGUCCACGUACCGCGGCCGCGGCUACAGCCUGGAGACGGCGGAGGUACCCCGGAGGACCUUCUCGGACCUCUCCCGCUCGCUGGAGGAGUGCGGCAUCCCCCACAAGUCGGUGCUGUGCAUCCUGCGGCGGGAAGAGCCCUGAGUCGCCCGGGGUGCAUGAAACGCAACCGGAGCCAGCAGCUGUGCCUUCCUGUCCUCCCCGCCUUUGGCCCUUGGCCUUCCCGUUGGCUUCCGGGCCCUUUACCCAACCCAAACAUUGGCUUCUUUUUCUCUCGGAGGGGAGGGUUGAUAUGAUUUGUUUCCUCCGUUCAUUCCUUUCCCAUUCAAGAGCAACUCUAAAAGUAGUGCCUAUAUAUAUAUAUACUAGCGGUCCCUUGCCACACGUUGCUGUGGCCCAGUCUGGUGAUCUGGAAAAUAAAGUAAUGAGGAAGUGUUGGUUUCUAA
Messenger RNA from Anolis sagrei ordinatus, 1162 nucleotides. RefSeq names its product UBX domain protein 10 (gene UBXN10). Gene Ontology annotation, molecular function: ubiquitin binding. The record is from RefSeq and is a predicted model, not a curated record. NCBI's taxonomy places the organism in Eukaryota, Metazoa, Chordata, Lepidosauria, Squamata, Anolidae. Gene Ontology annotation, cellular component: endoplasmic reticulum.